UGUUUAGUCUGUUAAAGGCGUUUAUACAAUCGAGAAGUAACUGUAUAUGAUUGUUAGAAUGACGAUACAAAAGCGCACCUUUAUUCUGUUUGUAUAGGAAUGGAAAAAAAAAACUCAGCUGAAUCUAUCAACUACGCACACCCGAUUAACGGAUUUCUCCGUAGUUUACGUUCAAUAUACUCUGCAGCUAAUUUUCUUGUCAAUUUCACAAGGAAGGAUGGAACACAUACCCCGGUUAUCGGAGGCUGUGUAUGUAGGGAUGUUUCGUAUAGCAGGCACGCCCACUCAGGUGUCAAUCAGGAGAGAGAUGCUGAACAAUGUGGAUAGGUUUGGUGUGGCAAGGCGUCCUUAUUUUGGGAUGAAAACAGUUAUGAGUGGAAGUCGAACAGAAGGAUUCGAUCUAAAGGAAUCGGACUGGGACUUUAUGUCCUGGCCUUUUAACCAUAAAUUAAUCAGUAAUUUUAACCAGGUCGUUGAUUACGAUAUCGAUGGGUAUACUUUGAUUUUGAUGGAGAAUUGCGAGGACCGCCCUGGAUUUGUUUUGCUGCAGCUCCUGACGCUCACCAACGACGACCAUGUCCACCAAUCAUGUGUAAUACGUGAUAACAAAUAUUAUAUUAAAAGCUCGAAAUUCAGAGAAAACAUGUUAACACGAAUAAGUUUGCACCCAAUAUUGCACGGACCAUGUGCUAGCGGAACAAUAGGAGAUUUUGAAUUUGACAGUGCGUACUGCUUUCGUUCUGAUUAUUGGCCGCCUAUAGCUGAUCAGUUCAUUGACAGAUGUCGAGCGCGAGGAUGGCCAGCACGUAAUGUUUUAGAAGAUAUUAUCGGCGACGGAUGCCAUGCUGUGCCUAUAGGACUAAAGGGGUCACCACAGGAAGACUCUGAAUGGCGGAUGUCAUUCUCUGCAGCCGAAUUGAAACUUGUGCAUAGUAUGAAUCACACACAGUUUAUAUGCUAUGCGUUGUUGAAAGUAUUUCUGAAAGAGGCAUUGGCUAUUGAAGAUGUUAAUGGGCAACCAUUACUUUGCUCAUAUUUUAUGAAGACGACGUUAUUUUGGGUCAUUCAGAGCAACAGCAAUUUUGAGUGGUCACCACCAAACCUACUGUCGGGAUUCUGGAUGUGUUUCAAAGGUCUAUUAGCAAGCGUUCAGCGGGGUUAUCUUCCCAAUUUCUUCAUUCCAGAAAACAACAUGUUCCGGUCAAAAAUACACGGUCAUUCACAAGAGUUAGUAUGCAGUCGUAUGUAUGAACUCUAUAACAUAGGAAUUGCGUGUUUACUUCAUUGUCCCUCUGUUCGAGAUUUCUUUAUGCAGGCAAUACUUCACAGGGAGUUUGUUGUAAGCACGGCAGAAACAGACAUUGUGUCUACAGUUGAAUUCGAAACGGUCAAGCAAAUAGAUAUGUUGCGUGAAAUUCUUAGAUGCUGUUGCUCUAGCAUGCGGAUUUGUUUUAUGGUCAAUAGAAGUUUCCUUGGAUUUAGCUCUUCAAUUGAUUUGUCAACUUCAGGGCUAGUUUUUGAAGUACUUAGUUCGGAUCUCGUCAGAUAUAUAGCAAAUCACUUAUGGAAAUUUCCAGCCAACAACAGACUCAAAUUAAAACUUUGUAGAUCCUGCGAAGCACUCUUAAAACUUAGAGUUCGUUUUGGGUGUUUAUCCGAGACAGUAUACCUUGCCUUAUUCUAUUGCAUAUCAGGAGAGAAUCAGAAGGCACUUCCAAUUUUAGAGACGUUGAGAAGAGACAUCACACAGCCUUACGUCAUUCAUAAUGACAGGAUGUACGUGCAGACGUUUAUUAGUGGGAUCUUAGGAGGACGAUCAUUCAUGGGCAUAAUGAAAAAAGCAACUUUGACCAUCCACAUUUAUGACGAAGAAAUGAUUAUAAAAGAGCUAGAACCAGAACAAAGGGAAGCAAAGAAAAACCAUCUACAGGUACCUCCAUAUAUCAUGACGCUCAUGCUGUUAAUUGUAUGUAACCAUGGAAACUCACAAAAACAACAGGAAGUUCUUCACGAGUUGUACGACCUCCUACACAGUAACAUCGGACGGUAUGUUCGCAAUCAGUUGAGAGACAUAUCAUGGCAGAUUCUGGGAAUCUGUCAACAGAUCUGUGGGGACCACAAGGGGGCGCUCCUGUCUUAUCAGGAAUCACUCCGACAAGAACCAUUCCAUGAGAUGCAGGAGGCCACUAAAACAAGAAUGCAAGACGCUCGCAGUAGAAUUUAGAGAAUUGGUUUUGAUUGAAAACAUAAAUAGGGGGAAAAGUCGGAACUGUGUUAUUCCAUCACGUGACCCGCGACGAUGACGUCAUUAUCUCCUCAAUACAAGACGGUCGCAGUAGAAGUUAGAGAAUUGGUUUUGAUUGAAAACAUAGAUAGAGGGAAAGGUCGAAACUGAAUCCCACCCCAUAACCUAUGACAAUGAUGAAAAUCAUCAUUUCAUCAUCUGAAUCAAUCUUUACGCAUAAAAUAUUACAAAAGGGCAUUGUGUUGAUUUUUUAAUACACGUUUUGAUACAUACAAAUGUAACUCUAGUAAUCAAUUGUAAUAUAUAUGACGUUGUUAGAUAUGUACAGAUAUAGUAUGCAAUGGAUUGUUAUACGCAUAACGUCCAUGCUAUUUUCAUUGUGUUGUAUUGAUGGGACUCGAUAAAUUAUAGCUAUAAACAUUAUGUUUAUUGUCCGGGGAACACGGGAGAUCAGAUACUGGGUGUCUAAUGGCUAAUAUGAUUUGUGGGAAGGUUUUCUCUAUGAGAAAGUAGUUUGUGUGAUCAGUUGUUUGUUAUUAACGAAGCUCUGAAGUGUAUUGUUACAUAACUAAAUAAACGUAUCGUUA
Ostrea edulis (European flat oyster) is the source of this 2832-nucleotide messenger RNA. RefSeq lists its product as uncharacterized. The record is from RefSeq and is a predicted model, not a curated record. The coding region runs from base 218 to 2224 and encodes 668 amino acids. The transcript is spliced from 2 exons. Lineage: Eukaryota; Metazoa; Mollusca; Bivalvia; Ostreida; Ostreidae.